Messenger RNA from Culex pipiens pallens (northern house mosquito), 2612 nucleotides. RefSeq names its product integrin beta-PS-like. Gene Ontology annotation, biological process: cell adhesion mediated by integrin; cell-matrix adhesion; cell migration. Gene Ontology annotation, molecular function: integrin binding. NCBI's taxonomy places the organism in Eukaryota, Metazoa, Arthropoda, Insecta, Diptera, Culicidae. The transcript has 9 exons. Bases 95 to 2542 code for a protein of 815 amino acids. Gene Ontology annotation, cellular component: cell surface; focal adhesion; integrin complex. The record is from RefSeq and is a predicted model, not a curated record.
GGAACUAAAAGAUCUCAGUGUUUAAAAGUAAGAAAAAUAAUUGAAGGAAGUGGAAAUCCCGUGCAGUAAGAUUAGUUAACGACAUUCCCUCAACAUGAUCACAUCGUCAGUGAAAAUGGUAUGCAAUCAGCCUAAAUUUCGGCCGAAAUUCGUCAUCGCUCUAAUUAUCGCAGUUUCCUGCGUUAAAUCCGCAACUGGCCAUUCUUCCUCGUCGUCCAAGAUUUGCGAAGGCAAGCUAACCUGCCGGGAGUGCAUCCAGACGAGCACGUGCGGCUGGUGCUCGGAACCAAAUUUCCAAAAACCUCGAUGUCACGUGCCCGAUGGAAACUACUGUCCCGGAAAGUUGACCGUUGAUCCUAGAAAUGAGUUUCGCGAAACGGUUGCUAAAAACUUGAGUAAAGCGAAAUCUGCGGAGGAAAUUGUUCAAAUUUAUCCUCAAGAGGCCCAGUUGAAGCUUCGACUUGGUGAGGUCUACAAAAUGAACGUCAAGUACUCGCAGGCCGAAGACUAUCCGGUGGAUCUGUACUGCCUGAUGGACCUGUCCGAGUCGAUGAGGGACGACAAGGAAACGCUUUCGCAGCUGGGCGUCGAGCUGUCCAGGGAAAUGCGCAAAAUUACCAGCAACUUCCGGCUCGGGUUCGGUUCGUUUGUCGAGAAAAAGUUGAUGCCGUUCGUGUCGACUGCUCCCAAGCUUCUUAAAAACCCAUGUGCCUUUGAUAAAGGUAGUACUGCUGUGUGUGAGCCUCCGUACGGAUAUAUAAACCAUGUAUCUCUCAGUACCGAUACGAAAAAAUUUCAGGAUAAUGUCAAAAGUGCAAAGAUCUCCUCGAACUUGGACGGUCCCGAGGGAAGUCUGGACGCUCUGCUGCAAGCCGUCGUGUGCCGGGACCAGAUUGGCUGGCGCACCCAAGCCCGUCGGCUGCUGCUGCUCUCCACGGACGGUGGCUUCCAUUACGCGGGAGACGGAAAGCUGGCCGGGUUGAUCGUUCCCAACGACGGCGAGUGCCACAUUAAUUCGCACAAUCUGUACACGCACUCAACUCUGCAGGACUAUCCCAGCAUCUCGCAGGUCAACAAGAAGGUGCAGGACAAUCAGAUUAAUGUCAUCUUUGCGGUAACGGAGAAUCAGCUGUCGGUGUACGAAGGACUCGCCAGGCUGAUCGAUGGCGCUUCGGCGGCAAUGCUGUCGAAUGAUUCGUCCAACAUUGUUUCGCUGGUGUACGAGCAGUACAAUAAAAUAUCUUCUUCAAUCGAGAUGAAGGACAACCAUAUCGAAGGAUUGCUGGACAUCAAGUACUUCUCUACGUGCAAGGACAAUAUCCGAAAGCAACGGAGCAAGUGUGAUGAGCUGAAGCAAAACGAAAUGGUGCAGUUCGAAGUGGAAAUAACCCUGCUCAGGUGUCCGGCUAAUCCCCAAGAGUGGACACAGGUUCUGAAGAUCUCGCCGGUGGGUAUAGACGAGAGUCUGACGGUGAACCUCGAGUUGCUCUGUGGAUGUCCUUGCGAGGGAACAGGCCAGAAGAAUGCCGCCGAGUGUAGCGGUGUCGGCACGUUACAGUGUGGCGUUUGUAACUGUGGAACGUCCUUCAAGGGUGAAAAGUGUGAAUGUUCCGCCAAGGACGUCGACUCGAUGGACCCGAACGCUUGUCGUCCGACAAACACCUCGAGUGUAUGCAACGAGCGUGGUCUGUGCAAGUGCGGAAUGUGCGAGUGUUAUAAGCGUGAAAACCCCGAGGAGCAAGUCACGGGAAAGUACUGUGAGUGUGAUAACUUCUCGUGUGAACGUAUUGAUGGUGUGCACUGCUCGGGAUUGAAGCAAGGUCGAUGCGUUUGCGGACAGUGCGAGUGUAAUCCAGGCUGGACGGGCCCUUCCUGCGACUGUAGCACCUCAGAGGAUACCUGCAAACCCGAAGGCGGUGAUGAAGUAUGCUCUGGACAUGGAACUUGCGAAUGUGGUGCUUGCAAAUGCAAGAAAACCCAGGACGGUCGCUUCUCCGGCCGUUACUGCGAGAAAUGCGUCACGUGUCCGGGUCUCCGUUGCAACGAGUACGAGAGCUGUGUCCUCUGCAGACAGUUCAAGACGGGUCCCUGGAGCGAAGCGGAAUGUUCGGCAAAUUGUUCAUCCCUCUCACUGCAGUCCGUUGGAAGUCUAGAACCGAACGAAGAAGCGGGCGACAAACGGUGCACUUUUUGCCACAACCAGUGCCGCUACGAGUUCAUGUACAACGAAUACGCCAACUCGGAAAAGCUGAUCGUGCUGGAAAAGCCCGACUGUCCGGCGGUGCCGCUCACGCUGGGUUUUGUGCUUAUCGUGGUCGGAGCGGUUGUUCUGCUGGGAUUGGCCGCACUGCUGGUGUGGAAACUGGUGACUUCGGUUUGUGACCGGCGUGAGUACGCGCGCUUUGAGCAGGAACGCGCGAACGCGAAGUUUGAUGAGAGUGACAAUCCUCUGUACAAGGAGCCGACUAGCACUUUUGAGAAUCCAACUUUUGCUGAUAAAAUGGCGGGGGAAGGUGCUUCCGCCAGUCAAAGGCGAGGAUAAAGUAUUUUUGCCAAAUAAUUCCAUAUCAAAAUUGGAUUAAUUAAAUGUAAAAUUCAAACAAUAAAAUCAA